This is a messenger RNA of Clonostachys solani, 504 nucleotides long. NCBI's taxonomy places the organism in Eukaryota, Fungi, Ascomycota, Sordariomycetes, Hypocreales, Bionectriaceae. The record is from the annotation of a GenBank genome assembly.
AUGGCUCCCCCAAGUUAUCCAAACGAAGCCCAUCCUAAGCCUCUUUUCUCGGAUGAUCUUACAACACACAAAUCAACCUCCGAGCCUCCUGUGCAGGGUGCCGUCUGUGCAAUCCAGGCCCUCGGCUAUGCACGCAUUGGCUUAGGGGCAGCAAGCCUCCUUGCCCCGCGCUUAAUCUGCGGACUAUUCAGAUUCUUUAUUUCCAAUGAAACGGCCACUGUUGUUCGAAUGUUCGGUGUUCGUGGUGUUGCUUUGGGUCAUCUUCUUCUUAACGCCGACGAUAAGACGCUGUCCGGCAGGGCAGAACUGAAGAGAAUGCUCUGGGCCAACUUUGGAUGCGACAUGGCGGACAUUUGCAGCAUUGCAUUCGCGGUCGCCAGCGGGCAUAUGGGUAGGCUGCCGGGAACAUUUCUUGCAGGAGGUGCAGCGGUUUGUGUUGCCCUGGCGCUUCUGGGAGUCAAGGAUGUUGAGGAUUUUCAAGUCAUGGCUUCCAAGCAUGAGUGA